AUGAAAGACCUUGGGCAAUUCAGAUAUUUCUUGGGAAUUAAGGUUGCUAGAUCUAAGCAGGGCAUCUCUUUAUUGCAAAGGAAGUAUGUCUUGGAUCUUCUUCGAGACACAGGUAUGCUUGGGUGUAAACCUGCUUCCACUCCUAUGGAUCCUAAUCUGAAGAUCUCGACUGAGUCCGGAGAUCUCCUUUCUGAUCCCUCACAGUAUCAGUGUUUGGUAGGAAGAUUAAUUUAUCUUACCAACACCCAUCCUGAUUUGGCUUUUGUGGUUAGUGUUGUGAGCCAAUUUAUGCAUGCUCCUCGUACAGCUCAUAUGGAUGCAGUAUAUCAUAUUCUUCGAUAUCUUAAGUCCUGUCCUGGACUUGGAUUAUUCUAUUCUUCUAGCAAGCAAGUUGGGUUAUCUUGUUUCAAUGAUGCAGACUAUGCUGGGUCCAAGAUUAACAGAUGUUCCACAUCUGGCUUCUAUACUUUCUAUGGAGACCAUCUUAUAUCCUGGAAAAGUAAGAAACAACCUGUAGUUUUGAGAUCUUCAGUAGAGGCUAAGUAUCGUGCCAUGGCUUAG
Cornus florida is the source of this 561-nucleotide messenger RNA. RefSeq lists its product as uncharacterized. NCBI's taxonomy places the organism in Eukaryota, Viridiplantae, Streptophyta, Magnoliopsida, Cornales, Cornaceae. The record is from RefSeq and is a predicted model, not a curated record. The transcript has a single exon. Bases 1 to 561 code for a protein of 186 amino acids.